AUCCAAUGCGCCGGUCGUUCCAUCGAUCAGUCCAGGAAUCUGCUCGCUGGACCACCCCUACUCUCCUAAGAGGGAUGGGUCGGUCGGUCGACCCACCCGUACCUUGCCGACUCUAUACCAACCCAUUUUACCCACCUAGCGUGCGCUUUAUUGCUAUCUUAAUAUUCGCUCGUAUUCGUUAUCUUAUACCAGCGAGCUUUUUCCAACGAAAUAUUAUCUUUUAACGCUACCACCGGAUCGAACGGAAUUUAAUGAAUCGAAAUUUUUGGUUUUUCGACAUCGAGGCCUCUAAAAUAAUGACGUUACUUUGGAUAAUCAUGUUAUCGGAUGGGUAUUUCAUAUCACGACUGAUUCUUCGUCCUUUCUUUUCUUAUAUCAAAUCGUACAUGUGACUAAUCUAACCCGGAUAGAAGGACCUCGGCACACAUUAUACUUCGUAUCAACCGAUAAAUUUGAUUACGUAGCAAGUAAUGAAUGAUUAUGCUUAUUCAACGAUCUUCAUCGGCGGUUUCCAUUGGCACAAGCGGAUAUUCAAUUGUUACAUAUUUACUUAUGGAUCAAUUUUUCGAGAUUCGACCAUUUCGAACUCGCGACUUACGAUACCUGAAUAUAGCCGAUUAAUAGGAUAUGUGCAAGACGACGAUCAUCGACGGACACGACGGAUUCGACGGUCUCACAGUUUGUCAAACGCAUAACUUAGAUAUUAAUUUUCCAAUCGAGCUAGAAUGCCCCAAGACACGGUGGAGACGUUCGCACGAGGCCUGAUAGAUCAGAUAGUAUCGAAAGCUUUUGAUAAAAUUAAAAUACGAUUCAAGAAAGGUCCUAAAAAAAUCUUUACGACCGUUAAACACAUUGGUACCAAGGAAAUCCUACUCAUAUUGCUUCAUUUAUCUGCAGAAGUGUCAUAUAGUCAUAUGCAACGCAGUGACACCUAUACGGACCACAACGAGGGGGAAGGAAAGGAAGUGACAGAGAGUGUGGUCCAUGACUUACGAAGUGUGCAAAUUGGUGACUCGUCUAAUAUAUUAUCGUGCCCCAUGUCACUUUUGGAUCGCCAGAUGAGACGGACUGCGUGCUUCAUCGAUAGCACAACGAUCGACAAUACGGUCGAUGUCGUCGAGAUAUCCGAUAUCCAAGGUCAGGGUGACGUCGAGCCGAUCGCAUACGAUGCCGAGUCUUCGAAGAAGAAACGUACAAAGUCGUCGACAUAUAGCAAAGAAAGAGAGCAACCCGGUACUAACGAUGCCACCACCAAAGUAUCUAUCAAUCUGUUGCACCGGAUGAUCGAGGAAUUGGAGACCGUGACCGAGGAGACCAUCCUAAGUCGCAACGAGGCUGGCAAAUCGAAUGAAAAGUUCAAAGAAGAAAUUACGAUUUGGGAGGAAAAAGAGGAAAAGUUGAUUCGAAUAAUCGAAGAUACCGAAGGAUCGCACGAGAGCAUCACCGAGGAAUCUCGAUCGAUCAGACAAUUCGUAGACGAGGAUAGGGACGAACUGAAGUCGUCGAUGAUGAUGUCGGGUGCGUCUUCUUCGAGGAAUCUUUCGUUCGAUGAGGUUUAUCUCGAGGAAAAUGCCACGGAUUAUCCGCCACGGCGAACGUCCAUCGACGAGAUCGAAGAAGCUCAUGAUUUCUCCGCGGAAACGAAAGAAACCGACAAGAAAAUCAAGUCGAAGAGAAAGAAGAAGAAAAGGGAAAGCUUGGGCCGAAGGCUCAAGAGGUUCUUCCUAAAGAGAUUCAAGCGUGGAAAGAAUUGAUGGGAUGUUUUCGUACGAGGACCGAGGCGCAACUUUGGAAGCGUUUCUCCAUUUUUAUACAUAUCUACAUAUCUGCUCUGAUAGUACUAUUUUCUAGCAACGCGACGCUCUACGAUGAGCAUAGCGUCGAUCGGUUGUGUCGACGGUGCCGAGCAAGUAAAAAUAGCCGGGCAGUCUGAUCAUCGCAUAGUCCUCCGACGGAAUUACGUCUGAGGGGGAGGAAAAGGCGUCGCGUUAAGAAAAGAAAAGAAAUUGAAAAGUGUCUUGCCAAUUUCUAGAAAUU
Messenger RNA from Vespula vulgaris, 2037 nucleotides. RefSeq lists its product as uncharacterized. The transcript is spliced from 2 exons. Lineage: Eukaryota; Metazoa; Arthropoda; Insecta; Hymenoptera; Vespidae. The coding region runs from base 726 to 1754 and encodes 342 amino acids. The record is from RefSeq and is a predicted model, not a curated record.